This is a messenger RNA of Orycteropus afer afer, 2286 nucleotides long. Its product is annotated as U3 small nucleolar RNA-associated protein 14 homolog A-like. Gene Ontology annotation, cellular component: small-subunit processome; nucleolus. The record is from RefSeq and is a predicted model, not a curated record. NCBI's taxonomy places the organism in Eukaryota, Metazoa, Chordata, Mammalia, Tubulidentata, Orycteropodidae. Gene Ontology annotation, biological process: rRNA processing.
AUGAGUGCGGCUGGGGCAGCAGAGAACCUUCUGGCUUUGUGCCAACAGGAAGAACUAGUGGAUUUGCCAAAAGACUACACCGUGAGCACCAGUGAAGAUGAAGGGGACAGUGAUAGGGAGUGGAAGCAUCGGAAGCUUCUGGAAGCAAUCCGUUCCCUUGAUGGAAAGAGUAGGUGGGAGUCGGCUGAGAGAUCAGAGGCACACCUGAACAUGUCAGAGUUCAAUGUCAGUUCUGAAGGAAUAGGAGACAAGCUGGUCCUCGCAGAUCUGCUGCAGCCCAGUAAAGCUUCGUCCUCCUUGGCCGCUGUGAGAAAGCAACUGAAGAGAGUGCAAUCAAAGACUGUGGAGUUGCCCCUUUGCGCGGAAGAGGUUGCGCGGAUCCACAGAGAGGUGGCAUUCAGUCAAACCUCCCAAGCUCUCUCCAAAUGGGAUCCCAUAGUUGUAAAGAACCGGAAGGCCGAGCAGCUGGCUUUUCCCCUGCAGAAGGAGCCGGGAGCCUUUGCUCCCAUCGAACACGUGCUCAGAGGCUGGAAGGCAAGAACUGCCCUGGAGGAGGAAAUUUAUAACGUCCUCCACAAGAACAAGCAGCCAGUGCUAGACCCUUUACUGACGCCAGCAGAAAAGGCUUCGCUCAAAGCCAUGAGCCUGGAAGAGGCCAAGCUACGCCGAGCCGAGCUUCAGAGGGCCCGGGCCCUGCAGUCCUAUUACGAGGCCAGGGCUCGGAGGGAGAAGAGGAUCAAGAGCAGAAAGUAUCGCAGAGCUGUGAAGAAAGGAAAGGCCAAGAAAGCCCUAAGAGAGUUGGAAGCUCUGGGGAAGGUCUGUCCUACCGCAGCAUUAGGACGGGAGACGACGGGAAAGGCCAGGAUGAUGGAGCGACUGAGCCUGAGGCACCAGGACAACGGGAAACGGGCCAAGUCAAGGGCAGUCAGGGCCCGGUAUGACCCAGCGGCUCGCCAGGCCAUGCAGGAGCAAUGGGCCAAGAACAAGGAACUGGUGCAGAAGCUCCAGGAGCCUUCGGAGAGUGAGGAAGAGGAGGGAGGUGCAGAGGAGGUUGGACUCCUUGUCCCUGACGUCUCGCACCGAGUCCCAGUGAACACACACGGGCCAAACCCCUGGAUGCACAGAAGUUGCACCAGUGACGCGAGAGAGGCGGAAAUCCAGAAGGACCCUGCCCAACUCCCUAGGCAUGCAAGCUGCGGGGGUUCAGAAAGGGAGGAGGAAGAAAGCCCGGUAGCAGAAGAGGAACCCUUGAAAGAAUUUGAGGAAAGGCCAUCUCUUAGGAAGAGGGCGGAGCCCGGCCAGGAUGCUGAGCCCGUGGGACAGCAAGAAACACAAGACCCUAGCAGCCAGGAGGUGCUGUCCGAAUUGAGGGCACUGUCCUUGCAACUCGGCAAGGAAAGCCAUCGGUUGAGGAAGCAAAGAGUGGAUUCCGUGGGGGCGGUCCUCCUGGUCCAGGACGAGAAGGAGCCCUUACUGCUGCAGAGGCCAGAGGGAGUGCGGCCGCUGGAAGAGCUGGAGGCGCUGGGCCUCAGAGGCUGUUUGCAGAACACAGGGCCCCCCAGAUGUGUGUUCCGAGGGCAGCAGACGGAGAGAAAUCCAGACACGCAGCCUGACGCCCCGAGGAAGAAGAAGAGGGUGCGAAUGAUUGACCUGCAGGACCUCCUAACCACUCAUUCUCCUGGGAAGUCCAUGGCAGGUCCCACUGUGAUAGAGGAGUUGGAAGGUGAAGAGGAGAGAGACGAAAGGCAGAUGAUAAAGGAUGCUUUCGCUGGGGAUGAUGUCAUCAGAGACUUCUUAGACGAGAAGAGGGCAGCUGUGGAGGCGAAUAAGCCAAAGGACGUGGACCUGAUGCUGCCUGGCUGGGGCGAGUGGGGUGGGGUGGGCCUGCAGCCCGGCGCCAGGAAAAGACGCCGGUUUCUCAUGAAAGCCCCUGAGCGGCCUCCAAGAAAAGACGAGAAUUUGCCCAACGUGGUGAUCAGUGAGAAGCGCAACAUCUGUGCUGCAGUUCAUCAGGUGCACGCCCUCCCGUUCCCCUUCACCCACCGUCAGCAAUUCAAAAGGACCAUCCAGACCCCUGCAGGAUCUACGUGGAACACCCAGAGGGCCUUCCAAAAGCUGACUAUGCCCAGGGUUGUCACCAAGCCAGGCCAUAUCAUCACUCCCCUCAGCGCCGAGGAUGUGGGAUACCGGUCUUCCUCGAGGUCGGACCUCUCUGUGGUGCAGAGGAACCCCAAACCACUCUCCAUCCGUCACAAGAAAUGGCUGAAGAAAAGCUCUGUGGCCUGA